AUGCUAAACAAAAAUGAUAACAAUAAAACUGUUGAUAUAAACUAUCAAAAUCUUGAACUAUGGCUAAGGUUGGCUAAUGACAAUAAAAUCAAUUACAAAAAUAGUUGGAAUGUAGCGUUAAUCGAUUAUUUUCACGAUUUAUCUCUAUUUAAAGAUUCCUCAAACAACAUCAACUUUCAAAGUGUUUCAACCACUUUAGAUGGCUGUAUAAAAGUUUACUCGACAAGAGUCGAUUCUGCUGCUAAUGAAACCGGUAAAUUACUAACUAAUUUAUCCAUCAAUAAUAAAUCAACCACUCUAAAUAAUAAUAACGACAAUGGUAAUCUUGAUAAUAAUCUUGAUGAUCUUGAUGAUCCUAAUAACGAAUAUAAUACUCAGAUAAUUCGAAAUUUAAAGGCUAAAAAUUCAAAAUUAAAUAAACCUGUUAAUACUUUAGUCAACUUUGCUCAAAUAAAACUUAAAAAACAAGAUUUGGAAUUGCAAAUCGAUCCACUAUUCAAAUCUGCUUUAGCGAAUUUCGAUGGUGGUGGUGCAAAAUCGUUGUUUUCAAAUUUACUAGACAUUGACAAAUCUCAAAGAUUAAUCAUAGACUCAACUAAUACAAACCACUUGAUUUCUAAUAAAAACAUCUAUAGCGAUCAUAAUAAUCACUAUAAUCGCCAUAAUGACGAUAAUGAUGAUAACGAUGAUAAUCACAAUGAUAAUGACGAAAAUUACCAAACUUUCAUUUCACAAUCAAAGGACAUGGAUUUUGAAUACUUGAAAACAUUUUUACCAACUUCUUCUCAAUUAAACAGUUUCGAAGUCAGCCACUCAAUCAAAUAUAUAAAUAACUUGACUUUUAUGAGAAACCCAGGAAACAACGAAAACUCGAAUAAUCUCCAGAAUGAAAACCAAAAUGAGAUUCGGAAAAACUUUGAUGAAUUGCGAAAAAUUCAAGAAAAAAGUUUAUAUGAUAUAAUACCUAUUGAUAAUCAUAACAACAGUAGCAAUAACAUUAACACUGAUGAUAUAGAAAAUGUUGAAAAUGAUGGAGAAAUACUGUUAAAUCGAAACAUUGAAAUAAAUAUUGACGAGAUAACUAAUAAUAAAAUAACCAGCAAAGAAAAUGGAAAAAGUAACUUAAAUAUAGAGCUAUUAUCAUAUUUUGAUAAUAUAAUGCAAAACAAUUGGGUAGGGCCUUAUGAAUUUGAUUCAUGGAAAGUUCGCAAUAUUAAAAAAAUGAUUAACUGGGAAACUUUUAAAAAUCAAAAUCAAGACCAAAAUUUGAACCACGAUCAACAAAUUCAAAAGAAAUCGAGGAUAAAAAAAAAAUCAGAGUUUCUAAUUGAUUUCUUUUCCGAAAACCCAGAGAAUGACAAUUUAUUCGGAGAUGAAAAUAUUAAUAGCGAGUUGAAAACUAUUGAGAAUGAUAACAACGAAAUCGAUUUGAAUCUUUAUUUGCCUAAAAAUCAAUGGGUAAGUAAAACACAAAACUUGUUGCCUGAUGACAGGCAAUACAAUGGAAAAAAGUUUACAAAACUUUUUCUUAAAGAUGAAUUAAUAAAUUCUUACGUGUUUAAUAAAAAUAUAAAAAAAAUAAAUAAAAAUGGCAAUAAAGAAAUUGAACUCAAUAGUAGAAAUACGGAAAAAAAACAAGAAAACGUCUUUGAAGAUGAAGAUGCAAUGGAUAGAGUAGUUGCAGAUGAGAACUUUUGGGCAUCAGCAUAUCAAAAUUCUGCCGUCGGUGCAAGAAAUAGUAAUGUAGAUACAAACGAAAAUGUGGAAAUCAAUGAUCAGAACUUUUUUGGUUUUGGAGAUGAUGGAAUUGAUGAUGAUCAAUAUGAAGGGCUUCCAAAUUCAAUCUCAGGGUCAUUGAACAGUAAUUUUAUCAGCAAGAAAUUGAAAGACAAGGACAGAAUAAAAUACUCUAAAAUUAUGAAAUCUAUGAAUGUGAAAUUGUUGAAAGAAGAUCUAUGGGAGUGUUUAGAAGACUCUUUGAACAAUAAAGAUAAAAGCAUUGAAAACAUGGGAGAGAACAAUGAACAUUCUAGAACAUACAUAUCCUCAUCGGGUUUUUUGAACAAAAGACAGAAAUUGAGCUUGCUGACACUGUUGAAUGAAGAGCACGACUUGAAGUUCAGCUCAGUGAUGACAAAGUUGUAUGGCAAGUAUGCUGGCUCCAAAGACCAGACAGAGAUCUCCACCAGCUACUGCUUUAUCUGUCUCUUGCAUUUGGCCAACGAAAAGGGGCUUGAGAUUGAAAACACAGACGACUACGAGGACUUGUUGAUAUCGACCAUGGACUGA
Messenger RNA from Ascoidea rubescens DSM 1968, 2289 nucleotides. RefSeq lists its product as uncharacterized. The record is from RefSeq and is a predicted model, not a curated record. The transcript is spliced from 2 exons. NCBI's taxonomy places the organism in Eukaryota, Fungi, Ascomycota, Saccharomycetes, Ascoideales, Ascoideaceae. Gene Ontology annotation, molecular function: chromatin binding. Gene Ontology annotation, biological process: mitotic chromosome condensation. Bases 1 to 2289 code for a protein of 762 amino acids. Gene Ontology annotation, cellular component: condensin complex.